GCACUCUGUCGCAAAGUCUCGAAAGAAUUAAUUCGUAUCAAAAAAUCAAAUCAUUCAAAAAAAAAAAAGAAUUUAUUUCAAAUUAAUUCAAAUGAUUAAUUCCGAAAUACUUCCAACAUUUUGAAUUCCAUUAUUAUAAAAUUAAUUUGUUAUUGAAUCAUUAAAUUUUCCAUCAAUAAAAUCUGCAACAACUUAGCAUUAGAAAGAUUUAAAAAAUUUAAUGAAAAACAAAUAUUUGUAUUCAAUUUGGGUUAAAUUGCAUUAACGAAAAAAUUAAAUAGUGGAACUUGGUAAUAAAUUCAACAAUUAAUUAUUUUGGAAUUAAUCUUAAAUUGAAUUAACUAACACUUGUAAAAGAAAAUUAUUUGUAAUUUUACUCCAAUAAAAAAACAUGACUGAUACAAGUGCUAUAAACGAUGUUUAUAAUAAAACUGUGCAACCCAAUAUGCAAGACCAUUCCAAGGAUUUACUGAAACAGACCCAGCUGCAAGUUGAUGAAUUGGUGGAAAUAUUACAAGACACUACUCAACAGGCAAUGAAUCGUGAAACUAAACUCUCACAUUUAACUGAAAUUUCCCGGGAUAUGGAAAAUAAUGCGGAUAUAUUUAAAAAUCAUACGAUUGACAUUAAACGCAAAGAGUGGUGGAAGCAUAUGAAAACGAAAUUAGUUUUUGCUGGACUUGCAGCAUUGGUUUUAAUUAUUAUAAUAUGUAGCAUAUUUCUAUAAAUUACUAAGCUAAGUGUUAAUUUAAUUGUAAUAUUUUCAUACCGUUUUAUUGUAUUUGCAAUUAGUAUGAAACAUUUGCAAGAAUAAAAGGUACUAUUUUUAGUUGUUAGUUACUAUAAGCUUCACUGAACUGAGUAUACGAUAUUGGCUUGAUUUGUUUUUGGCCUCGAAGGAUGAGCAGUUCAUUUGGCUCGGAAUUCAUAUGUUGCCAGAAAUAUGAGAAAAGCUAAAAAUUUUAAAAAAUAAUUUUCAAGUCAUCCACCCAAUGCAAUAAAUAAAAACCAGCCUCU
This is a messenger RNA of Calliphora vicina (urban bluebottle blowfly), 1017 nucleotides long. RefSeq names its product vesicle-associated membrane protein 2-like. Gene Ontology annotation, biological process: vesicle fusion; vesicle-mediated transport. The record is from RefSeq and is a predicted model, not a curated record. Bases 392 to 727 code for a protein of 111 amino acids. The transcript has 2 exons. Gene Ontology annotation, molecular function: SNAP receptor activity; syntaxin binding. NCBI's taxonomy places the organism in Eukaryota, Metazoa, Arthropoda, Insecta, Diptera, Calliphoridae. Gene Ontology annotation, cellular component: plasma membrane; SNARE complex.